AUGGCGCCGUGAAGCGCGCAGGCCGCCAAGCUUCCAACAAACAAUUCAACAGUCUCCUUACUUUCAAUCUGGCGAGCCGAAUGGCGGUAAAGGAAGGCGAGGAGACGGUUUCUCUGGUGGAUGUUUUGGAGGAGGACGAAGAGCUGGAGAACGAAGCCUCUGCUGUCUUAGGGGGCAGUGAUGCAGACCAGUGCUCCUUUCCACAGGGUUAUGUGAAACGACAAGCCUUGUAUGCCUGUAACACCUGCACACCAAAGGGGGGAGAGGCAGCGGGCAUCUGCCUGGCUUGUUCCUAUAAAUGCCACGAAGGCCACGAGCUGUUUGAACUAUACACCAAAAGGAGCUUCCGUUGUGACUGUGGAAACAGCAAGUUCAGAGAUCUGAAGUGCAAGUUUUACUCGGAGAAAGAACAGAUCAAUGGUGAAAAUAAAUACAGUCACAACUUCUUUGGUCUCUACUGUACCUGCAAUCGUCCUUAUCCCGAUCCAGAUGACCAGGUAGAAGAUGAGAUGAUUCAGUGUAUUAUCUGUGAGGAUUGGCUUCAUGGUAGGCAGCACCUGGGCUGUAUGGUUCCAGACUGUGUGGAGUUGCAGGAGAUGGUCUGUGAGUCUUGCAUGAACAAGCAUCCAUUCUUAUGGACCUACGCUGCCCACUUGGCAGUGCCCUGUGUCCCCAUAGCCAGUCCAGGUAUAAAGGAGGAGGAAGAGGGAGGAGGAUGUACAGAGGAGGCAUCAACGAGUACAGAGAAGGCAAAAGAAAAUAGUAUUGCAAGCUGUAAAAGAACCCAUCAGGAAAUGGAAGGCGGGUGCAAGCUUAAGGAGCUGCAAGCUGUUGGUCAGAAGAGAGACCAGUCAGGAGCUGUUUUCUGGCCCCCCAGCUGGCGAUCCAGACUCUGCUCCUGUGAUGGCUGCCAGAAUUCCUAUGCUGCUGCAGGAGUUUCCUUUCUUCUUGAUGAGGCAGACACCGUCCUCGCCUACGAAAACAAAGGGAAGAGCAGUGAGCAGGAGCAGAGAGGUCACGACCCCCUGAUGUCAGCCCUGGACAACCUGAACCAUGUUCAGCAGCUAGAGAUCAUUCAUGAAUACAAUGACAUGAAAACGGAGCUGAAGGACUUCCUGCAGAGAUUUGCAGCAGAAGGAAAGGUGGUGACUCCUGAAGACAUUCGUCAGUUCUUUGAGCAGCAGCAGAAUCGGAAGCGGCGCCGUGCCGACGCCGCCCAGUUCUACUGCAGCUGAUUCCCCUAGCCCACAUCAGAGAUCCGGUCUCCAGUCUGACACGUGUUCUAGUUAGUGUGUCAUUUGAUUCUGACUGUCUCAGCAAAGUUUUACUAUAACCGGUGGCUGUGGAAAAGAAUAAAAAGGUUAAAUGCAAAGCAGACAUUGUGUUUCUUAGACCUGCUGACUGUUAUUUUCUAUUUGGAAAUGGAGAAAUUUUAGGGUCAAGUUCAGCUCAGCCUCAGAGGUUUCCUAGUCUUCAAGUGUAAAAUUUUAGUUUCAUUUAUUCCUUGUCAGAACUACAAACUUUGCUGUCUUUUUAAUAAAACUUUGAAUCAUCAUGUGA
Molecule: messenger RNA, 1560 nt
Organism: Lampris incognitus (smalleye Pacific opah)
Lineage: Eukaryota; Metazoa; Chordata; Actinopteri; Lampriformes; Lampridae
Product: putative E3 ubiquitin-protein ligase UBR7
Exons: 12
Coding region: 81-1235 (384 amino acids)
Cellular component (GO): cytoplasm
Molecular function (GO): ubiquitin protein ligase activity; zinc ion binding
Source: RefSeq, a predicted model, not a curated record